This is a messenger RNA of Gastrolobium bilobum, 1359 nucleotides long. RefSeq names its product UDP-galactose/UDP-glucose transporter 3-like. The record is from RefSeq and is a predicted model, not a curated record. NCBI's taxonomy places the organism in Eukaryota, Viridiplantae, Streptophyta, Magnoliopsida, Fabales, Fabaceae. Gene Ontology annotation, molecular function: UDP-galactose transmembrane transporter activity; UDP-glucose transmembrane transporter activity. Gene Ontology annotation, cellular component: endoplasmic reticulum membrane; Golgi membrane. Gene Ontology annotation, biological process: UDP-galactose transmembrane transport. The coding region runs from base 73 to 1068 and encodes 331 amino acids. The transcript is spliced from 7 exons.
GCUACGUCGUUGACUCCUCUCACUUUUUUCUUCUCCGCCCGUUUCCGAUCACCGGCGGUUCCCGCAACGUUCAUGGAGGUUCACGGCGGAAGGCUCCGCCACGUGCUCGUGUUGGCGUUCUGCAUCGCCGGUAUCUGGUCUGCAUAUAUCACCCAAGGCGUUCUUCAAGAAACCCUGUCGACGAAACGGUUCGGUGCAGAUGGCGAGAGGUUUGAGUAUCUGACAUUUCUAAACUUGGCGCAGAAUGUAGUGUGUUUAGUGUGGUCAUAUAUGAUGAUUAAGAUAUGGUCGAGUGGGAGUAGUGAAGGUGCUCCUUGGUGGUCAUACUGGAGUUGUGGGAUUACUAACACAAUUGGUCCAGCUAUGGGAAUUGAAGCACUCAAGUAUAUCAGUUACCCAGCUCAGGUCCUGGCAAAAUCCUCAAAAAUGAUUCCAGUUAUGUUGAUGGGUAGUCUAGUGUACGGUAUACGAUACACUUUUCCAGAAUACCUUUGUACAUUCCUUGUCGCUGGAGGGGUAUCAACAUUUGCACUUCUAAAGACUAGCUCAAAGACUAUCAGCAAGUUGGCACAUCCAAAUGCUCCCCUUGGAUAUGGACUGUGUUUCCUGAACCUUGCAUUUGAUGGAUUUACAAACGCAACUCAGGAUUCCUUAAAAGCAAGGUACCCAAAAACAAGUGCAUGGGAUAUCAUGUUGGGCAUGAAUUUAUGGGGUACCAUAUACAACAUGAUUUACAUGUUUGGCUGGCCUCGUGGGAGUGGAUUUGAGGCAGUUCGCUUUUGCAAACAGCAUCCAGAUGCAGCAUGGGAUAUAUUUCUUUAUUGUUGUUGUGGUGCUGUAGGCCAGAAUUUCAUCUUUCUGACGAUAAGUCGAUUUGGUUCUUUGGCUAACACCACCAUCACUACUACUCGCAAAUUUGUUAGCAUUGUGGUGUCUUCACUAUUGAGUGGGAAUCCCCUAUCAAGAAAGCAAUGGGGGUGUGUUUUUAUGGUAUUCUCUGGAUUAUCAUACCAGAUCUACCUCAAGUGGCAGAAGCUGCAGAGAUUGCAGAAGAGAAAAGCUAUGUGAAGAGGAAACCUUCAGCAGUUUUGAAUUCAAACGUUAAUGCUAUUAUAGCUCAUUUGCCCUUCCAACCGUAGUCAUAUCAAUAUAACCUUAAAGUUAUAUAAGCUAGAUUUAGAUUUAUACAAAUAGGAUAUUGUUAACUGACCGAUGCUUUUUUGAGAAGAUGGAAGUUUAUACUCCAUGUCCUCUUGGUUCGUACUGAUUAUCACAUGCCUCUGUAUCUUAAAUAAGGAGUUAGUGUUAUAGCACCUGAAGCCAAAGUUGUAUUCUGUAAACACGAUUCGCAGAUUAUGU